Branchiostoma belcheri (Belcher's lancelet) is the source of this 3483-nucleotide messenger RNA. RefSeq lists its product as uncharacterized. The record is from RefSeq and is a predicted model, not a curated record. Gene Ontology annotation, biological process: regulation of apoptotic process. Gene Ontology annotation, molecular function: protein binding. Lineage: Eukaryota; Metazoa; Chordata; Leptocardii; Amphioxiformes; Branchiostomatidae.
CCCCACCAUGUCUGAACUGUCCUCCCGCGCCAGGCUGUACCAGAACAUCAAUGACAGCCUCUGUGAAGAUGACGUCAGGAGUCUAAGAGCCAUACUGGUCACAGACAAGCACCUCGGACAGGCGAGAGUAGAAAACGCUUCACCGCAGGAAAUGUUUAACAUGUUAGAAGACGACAGCAAGAUUGGCGAGGAUAACCUAGCGCUACUUGUGGAGCUGUUAAAAGCCCUUGGCAAGACAAGGUUAGCUCAAGAAGCCGAGGACGUGAUAAAGGCCGAUGAGGGAGGAGCAGUCGCUUCGGAGAAACCUGUUGCAACUACAAAAGCAACAUCAGACAUAAAAGCCGACAACGAGGGGAAAGGUGAUGCGUUAGUAGCAACACCAGGCAAUGUUGAUGACAUCGUUGUCUGUCUGAAGGACCUGUAUGCUACAGAGUAUGCACAUGUGCGACCUCUGCCGUGGUGCGAAGACUUCAACAUGGACGUGGGAGAAAUCUACACUAACCUGCAACUACAGCGCAGGGACGGCAGAGGGCGCUUCGAAGACACUGAUACCAUCGUAAGCUUAGCAGAUAUUUACAAGACUGUAGAUGUUUGUGCUAAGUCAGCUGUUAGGAAGAUAAGAGUAGAGGGGCCUCCGGGAAUUGGGAAGUCGUGCUCUUGUCAGAAACUAGCCCAUGAUUGGUCGUCUGGAAAAUUGCAUUGUUUCAAAUCCGUAUUCUUCCUGGAAAUGCGGCACUUGUCUGGAAAAGUUAAAGACGCCAUAUUUGAACAGCUCUUACCAAAGGAUAUAAAAAUGACCACUGAGCAGCUCUGGUCUUACAUUGAAGAGAAUCAGAAGGAGGUUCUCUUUAUUCUGGACGGUCUGGAUGAGCUCAGUCAGACAGCCAGACAGAGUACAGAUGUAGUGGACUUGAUACAAGGUAAAAUCCUCAGAAACUCUCAUGUCCUGGUGACCUCCAGACCGUACCACUGUGUUCAAGACAUUGAGAAAUGCCAUAGCUUUUACAAAAUUGUAGGAUACAGCAAAAAGAACUCAGUUAGAUUCAUUCGUAAGUACUUCAGCGAGGCGCCCGAAUCUGCCACAAAGCUUGUGGAAGCUGUAACAAAUAACAGCAAUCUAGGAGAAAUCGCAGUUAAUCCACUUAACAAUGUACUCAUUUGUGUUGUGUUCGAAGAAAAUGGAGACAAUCUGCCUUCUGGAAAAGCUGAGCUAUAUCAAAUGAUCAUAUAUUCAGUUGCCAAGAGAUAUUGUACAAAGAAUGGCAUUCCUAUCAAAGGCCGCACAUUGCCUUCUAACAUAGAAGAAGCAUUACGAGGUCUGGGGAAACUGUCCUGGGAGGGGCUAAAGAAGGAUCAGCUACAGUUUAACAUAGAUGAUAUCAGACAGGAGUUUGGAGGGAGUGUAGAUGACAUGUUAAACAUGGGCUUGCUGACAAGAGAUUAUUCUUCCUCCAAAAUCAGGCGCAUUUGCUACUGCGCUUUCCUACACAAAACCUUCCAGGAGUACGUGGCUGCUUACUACAUCAGUUACUUAGUCGGGGAUGGCGGUAGACAAGAAGAGGGAAUAAAAUAUAUCCGUGUUUUGUUCGGCGUUGACAGGGGUAUUGAAGAAAGCCUUAAAAAGUACAGAGGGGUUCAAACCUUUUUGCCCGCUAUGCUAGGUGAAAGCUCAGGAACACUGUUUCAAAUGUUUGCAGAGGAACUGAGGAUAGAUAGGUGGACAUCGGAUUUUGAGGGCGGACUACUGUUGCAGUUUCUCUGUCUCAUGGCACUUGGAAGAUGUCAAGAAAAUGAUACCUCGGCAGAGGUUGUCGCACCUUGCUUGCCUCCAGACAUAACAAACAAUCAUUAUCAUUUUUCGGCCACUGAACAGUCUGACUGGUUUGAUGGUUUCUUACAGGUACUCAGCUGUCAAAAGAAACUUGCUAUGUGUCACAACCCAAAUCUAGUACAACACCUUACGAUUAACUGUAUUUACAUUGAGAAUGCUUUACAUCAACACCAGCUGGAUAAGUUGGAGAGAGUGUUAUCAGAUUGUUCCACGUUAUGUUCUGUGACACUGCACUCUAUAUCUUUGGGUAUUCCGGAUGAUACCCCACUCGAAAUUAAACGGCUUUUCACAUCUGAGGGGCACGAAAUUCCUGUAGUUCGAACGUUCAUUCCUCGGCGUGGGGUACAAAGUGUUUCAAUAGAGUUUCCAGUUAGCAAUACCAUGCUGGAAGACCUGUCAAACGUGCACAAGCUAGAACACAUCUACAUUGACGUAGGGAGGAUAAAUAAUGACACAGCUGUUGAGAAAUACGACAAGGUGUUGGCUAAAAUGGUUAGGAAGCAGAGUUGUCUCAAAUCGUUGGUGGUAUAUAUAGGUGGGUGGGAGGAAUCACCAAUAGAAACCAGACUGGUUGACAACCUAACAGAAACUCUGCAGAGUAUUUCUGAGCAUCCAGCACUUGGAUACGUGGUUUUAGAUCACAAAGCGCUAUUGGACAAAGUGGACCUUACCUCCCCUCCCUCUGCCGACGGAUUCGAUCAUGAGACAGUCCAGGAAUAUGUGUACACACUCACAGAAUGUAUUAAUAAGAGCAGGACAAUAAAGAGACUUGAAGUAAGCUGGCAAUACCUUAUCUACAAUGCUAUCUGUAGCAGUCAGUCCCUUUCCGAUCUCUGUUCGGCAAUACAAAGUAACAGAACCAUACAGAAUUUGAGUAUCAGUAACAUGUUUUCUGAGUCGGAGGGCCAUCAAGAAUUGAUUGACCAGCUAAUGAAAAAUAAACCCGCCAACUUUGAGGGACUCGAAAUUACCAUGUAUAAAAAGAAAUACAUUGAAGCACCUUUUGAAUUCGAACUCUUUUAAUCGAAUUUGAAGUGAUCGUUGCGAAAGUAAUAAUAUACUCAGCAAAGUAUUAGAACAUUUUGACGUCAGUAAUAACCAAUACGGCCUGUAGGUCAAGAGCAGCUGUACUAAAUGUAAUUUCAGUAAUUUACCUCAAUGAAAUUCUCUAAAAUAAAUUUGCACCGAGAGUUUUUUGCAGAUGAGAUUCUUUUGGUCACAGAGCCCUCUUCCUAUAAUAUCUGUAAGGGAACAGGGUGGACUUAACAGAAAAACGCUUGACUUGUAAAAUAUUUCAUGAACAAACCAUAGAAUUUAGUAAAAGGAAAUGCAGCACUGUAAGUCUACAUGACGUCUGAUGAGAGCACGAUUCCCUGUCGUCUUUGUAGAUUCAAAAUUUGUAAUGUUACCUGUAAAAAUAUCUAUUGCAAUGGUUCAUUCUGUCUUGUAAGACUAAUUAUAAGGGUUCUUUUAAUAUGUUAUGUGAAUUGACAAUUAUUGUUGUACUAUGUUUUGUAUAGCCUGUACAUUUUAUUAAGUUGAGAAACAACAGAACUACUUGUCACAAAAUCGUAGACUUUGAAAGAUAAACGUAAUUUGAGCAACCAAUCUGUAUGAUAAUAAUACUUUAAAGAAUUACAAUUUUAUCAUAU